GCUUGUGGCGCUGGUAUAUAUACUCGUCCCCAACAAAACCUGCAAUCGAAACCUCUCCCGAUUUCUUCCCCCACAAAACCAAACCCCCCUCCAAUACAUGCUUAUAUAUUCCUGAUUUCAAAAUUUCCCUCCUCUCAAAUUCCAACUGAUCUUGUUCGAUUUUGAAACCCUAGGUUAUCCCGAUCUGAUCAAAAACGGAAAUCGGGAAUGGAAAAACAAGGGGGAUUGGAAGAGAGCCAACCCGUGGAUCUCUCCAAGCACCCAUCUGGCAUCGUUCCCACUCUUCAGAAUAUCGUAUCUACAGUUAAUUUGGAUUGCAAGUUGGAUCUCAAGCAAAUUGCAUUGCAAGCUCGAAAUGCAGAAUACAAUCCCAAGCGUUUUGCUGCUGUCAUAAUGAGAAUUAGGGAACCAAAAACUACAGCAUUGAUAUUUGCCUCUGGGAAGAUGCCUGCACUUUUACAAACUAUGGCUUCAAAUUGUGACUUGUACAACAACCCUUACAGUACUGCAAUGUCUUCUAAUGCUUGGACCUUGGUAUGCACAGGUGCCAAAAGUGAACAACAAUCAAAGUUGGCAGCAAGGAAGUAUGCCCGAAUUAUCCAGAAGCUUGGUUUUCCGGCUAAGUUCAAGGAUUUUAAGAUUCAAAACAUUGUUGCCUCAUGUGAUGUUAAAUUCCCAAUCAGACUUGAAGGCCUAGCAUACUCCCAUGGGGCCUUUUCAAGUUAUGAGCCGGAACUCUUUCCUGGACUAAUAUAUCGCAUGAAGCAGCCAAAGAUUGUUCUGCUGAUAUUCGUGUCGGGGAAAAUUGUUAUAACGGGUGCAAAGGUGAGAGAUGACACCUACAAGGCAUUUGAGUUGAUAUUCCCUGUCCUCACAGAGUUCAGGAAGGUCCAGCAAUGAUCAUACUUAAAUAUCUUAUGUUGGUGACAGACGCACAUCUCAACAUAGCUCAAGGCUGUUGUGGGCAAUGCCUGCUGCGACAUUUUUGCUUCUUUCUUGCAUGGUGUUCAAGGCAGUAGAUUUAGUUGUGAAUACAUAAAUAUAACAGGAUUUGUUGUCAGUGUGGCAGAAAAGCUACAAUUGAUUGCUCUCUGUUCCUUUGAGGACGUUGAUUAAUAAAAUUUUAAAAUUUUGAUAGUGCAAAUCUUUUUGUCGCUCAAUCAUAUAUGCUUUGCCAAUUUUGAUAGAAAAGGUCAUCUAUGUGAACUUCGACAUUAUGUUGUAAAGGACUAGAGAUUGCUCAUUAUAUUGGUACUUGUAUGACAGAUGCAUGCAAUUGCAGUGUCAUCUUUAG
Molecule: messenger RNA, 1294 nt
Organism: Fragaria vesca subsp. vesca
Lineage: Eukaryota; Viridiplantae; Streptophyta; Magnoliopsida; Rosales; Rosaceae
Product: TATA-box-binding protein 1-like
Exons: 10
Coding region: 208-900 (230 amino acids)
Biological process (GO): DNA-templated transcription initiation
Molecular function (GO): RNA polymerase II general transcription initiation factor activity; DNA binding
Source: RefSeq, a predicted model, not a curated record